UUUCAGGUGUGCGACUGGCCAGAAAACGCUGGAUGUGCCAACGCCGGCAGCCAAGAAAGUGGACCUGGUUCCAGUUCCGAGACUGGAAGCCAAGAAAGCAGUGAGGGAAGUGGAGACAGCAAUGAAAACCGUAGCGAUGAGGAAACUAACAACAGUAGCGAAGAAACCACUACUACCGCUGCCCCUGAAACUGAUGCCACCACCCCUGAACCUAUAACUUUGCCUACUGAAGCACCAGAAAUAGAACUGUUGCCUAACGGAUGCCCAGCUGACUUCGAUGUCCAUCAACUGUUGCCUCAUGAAAAUGACUGUACCAAGUUCUACUACUGCGUCUUUGGAGAGAAGGUCGAGAGGGAUUGCAGCCCUGGCACUCAUUUCAACCCAUCUUUACAGGUAACUUGAACAACAGGUAUUUUUUAACUGCUUUGAAUAACGGACGUGAAAGAAUUCGUAAUCCUUAUAUAACACAAACGGGUCUUUAUUGUUUCCAUUAAUGUUUUUGUUUAGUUAAACAUAGUUCAACUAUUUUUACAAGCUUUUAUUUAACUUACACUGUACCUAUGUAUGUAACUAUGUAUGUUUGUACGCGUCAAAUCUUGCAAGUUAAAUUUGACCCACGUCCCGGUUGAACCUAAAAAUGUGCAUACAUAUGUAAGUCGGGUGACAAUGCAAUAUUAUGGUACCAUCGAGAUGAUCUGAUGAUGGUCAGGAGGUGGCCAUGGGAACUCUGUGAUAAAACAACGCAACCUAAUUGUGUUUAGGGUUUUUAGAAUUGCACUAUUUUUUUAGAAUUGAACUAGAAUUAGUUGCAUGUGGAAAGAAAAGUACAGUCAGCGACAAAAGCUUGUACCAAAAAUGAAAUUUUUGCCAAAAACUUAUUUAAUGUCAUUCUGUCUCUGGCCCGUCAGUAGGACACAACAAUUAAUACAGUUUUAUAGAAACAAAUCGGUAUCCAACCACUGUCUACAUGCUCAGUAGAUGGUCCACAAAGUAUAGAUGGCUCUUAUGCUGAA
Messenger RNA from Cydia pomonella (codling moth), 1013 nucleotides. RefSeq lists its product as uncharacterized. Gene Ontology annotation, molecular function: chitin binding. Lineage: Eukaryota; Metazoa; Arthropoda; Insecta; Lepidoptera; Tortricidae. The record is from RefSeq and is a predicted model, not a curated record. The annotation marks the transcript as partial. The transcript has a single exon. Gene Ontology annotation, cellular component: extracellular region.